Bufo bufo (common toad) is the source of this 2192-nucleotide messenger RNA. RefSeq names its product THAP domain containing 7 (gene THAP7). The record is from RefSeq and is a predicted model, not a curated record. Gene Ontology annotation, biological process: regulation of DNA-templated transcription. Gene Ontology annotation, cellular component: nucleus. NCBI's taxonomy places the organism in Eukaryota, Metazoa, Chordata, Amphibia, Anura, Bufonidae.
GUGAAGAGGAUGAGGGCUGCUGGGGACGGAUGAGCCCUGUCUCCUGCGAUUUGGCAGCGGCAGGAUCCACCCCCGAAAGAUACGAAAUGGUGCGAUCAUGUUCCGCUGCUAAUUGUGUCAACCGCCAGACCGUGCUGACCAAGCGCAAGGGAAUAACGUUUCACCGGUUUCCCAAAGAAGAGUCUCGGAGGACGCUGUGGGUGAAUGCCGUGUCUCGCUCCCACACAGCUGUCGGCAGUGACUGGACGCCAUCUGUUCACAGCUCUCUGUGCUCGCAGCACUUCCAUGAUAAGCAGUUUGACCGGACUGGACAGACCGUGCGACUGAGGGACUCUGCAGUCCCCGUAGUCUUCUCAACGCUUACUGCACCACAAGUGACGAUGCCUCGUCACUGCUCCGCUCUUGGCUGCACCACCCGAGAUUCUCGACAGACAAGAGACGAGAACAUCUCUUUCCACAGGCUUCCAAGGAAGGAAGACCAUAGACGGAGCCUGUGGAUUGCAAACUGCAGAAAGGAGACCCCCAUCGGCCUUGGGCUUUGGGACCCUUCUUCUGACUAUGUUUAUUUCUGCUCCAAACACUUUGAGAAGAGCUGCUUUGAAGCCGUUGGCAUCAGCGGAUACCAUCGUCUGAAGGAGACGCUGUGCCAACGAUAUUUGCCCUCAUCAAAACUGCAGAGGACAGAAAAACUCCGAGCACAGAAAAAGAAAAAUUCCAAGGUCACAAAAACAAAAGUAAUGAGGAAAAAAGACUUACUGGUAAACAGUAACACAGCCCCAGCAGAGAGCGCCAAUCCUUCAGACAACCAGAGUUUGGAUAGCGGGAGGUUUGACAAUGUACCCACAACAGAUCUGGUACACUUUCAUGGACUUUGCCCGGAAAACAUUGAUAUUCCAGGAGAUGCAGCUCCAGCUGAAGGAGCCUUGGCCACCACUGUGGACCACCAGAUGCAUCCAGAGGCGGCACUGGAAGACUUAGAGGUUUCAUCAGCAGUUAAUGGGCCACUAUCAGACUUAGAACUGGCACAUGUACGAGAGGAGAUGUCUGCUGAAAUGUCUCUAAACACAGAAUCAAGCAAACCCUCGGAGGACAAAACUCCUCGGCCGGUGUCUCCCUCCACGUACAUGAUGCGCAUCCCACAGCCGCCAGGAGCUUACAUACAGAAUGAGCAUAGUUACCAUGUGGGAAAUGCGCUGUUAUGGAAGCGAAGAGCAGAGGCUGCUCUAGAGGCUCUGAGCAAAGUUCAGAGGCAGCUGGAGGCUUGUAGGAGGCGUGAACAGCGGCUCCGUCUGCGGAUCUCUGCUUUACAGCAAGAGCAUAUGCGGGAGCGGCGCGCACAGUCUGACGUCAGAGAGAAGCUAAAGGAGCAUCUUCAAGUGUUUGAACUCCAGCUCAUUAAUGACUUUGUGUAGAAGCAGGGGUCAGUAACCUCUGGUACGUCAGCUCUUGUGAAACUACAACCCCCAGCAUGCACACUUGCUCAGCUGUUCUUGAAACUCUCUUAGUAGUAAAUGGAGCAUGCUGGGAGUUGUAGCUUCACAGCAGCUGGAGUACCGGUGGUUGCAGACCUCAGGCGUAGAGUGUCUGUUGUGAGUCAGAUGGGCAGGGGUCCAAUGUUCUGAAUAGCCCUCUUCCCUAUUACCAUACAUUGUCCCCACAAUGUAUCAGUUUAAAAGGAACCUACAUUUUUACUGAAAGCACAGAAGUUGCAGCAGUGCUUCUCAGAGCACUCUGCAGCUCUCGCUUGCAUCGGCUAUGCUCUACUUUUCCAGCGUGCACAGUACGGAUCCUAUAUCCUUUCUAUAGAGCCAGCAUGCAGAGUACGGAUCCUUUAUCCUUUCUAUAGAGCCAGCAUGCAGAGUACGGAUCCUAUAUCCUUUCUAUUCUUUCUAUAGAGCCAGCAUGCAGAGUACGGAUCCUAUAUCAUUUCUAUGGAACCUGCGUGCACAGUACGGAUCCUAUAUGCUUUCUAUAGAGCCAUACUCUGUGUGUUGGAAAACAAAGCAGAGCCGAUGCAAGCCAAAGGUGUAGCUCACUUUGAGAAGCUCUGCUACACCUUCCAUGCUUUCAGUAAAUGUUUAGGUCCCCUUUAAAGGUACCCUGUCAUGUUGCAUAUGGUGUCUGAGCUGCAGGCAGCGUGUUAUAAAGCAGGAGGAGCGGAGCAGAUUGAAAUAUAGUUUUGUGGAAAAAGA